Messenger RNA from Erythranthe guttata (spotted monkey flower), 1781 nucleotides. NCBI's taxonomy places the organism in Eukaryota, Viridiplantae, Streptophyta, Magnoliopsida, Lamiales, Phrymaceae. The record is from RefSeq and is a predicted model, not a curated record.
AUGGCUCCCAAGGCAGAAAAGAAGGUGGUCGUCGGCGGAGAGAAGAAGAAGAGGACAAAGAAGAACGUGGAGACGUACAAGAUCGACAUCUUCAAUGUGUUGAAACAGUUUGUUUUAAUAAAAGGGUUUAUUGCAAUUAGAGAUUUGAGCUGUGCAAGUGAAGUAGAUGAAGCUAUUUUCUGGUUUCGCAAAAUGGUGAGAAUGCGGCCGCAGCCCCCCAUUUUCGAAUUCACCAAACAAUUAAAAGUUAUUGUCAAUUUGAAACAAUACUCGGUUGCCCUCAAACUGUUCGACGAAAUGCGUGAACUGGGUGCCCCUGUAAAUGAGUACACAAUGAACAUCUUGAUUAAUUGUUGCUGCAAUUUGAAGCGUGUAGACACGAAAUUAUUUAAGCAACUUUUGAGUUUGAGACUUUGUGAGCCCAAUGAUUUUACGAUUGUUACUGUGAUAAACGGGCUCUGCAAAAAUGGACACGUUCUUGCUGCCCAUGAUUUGCUUUGCUUAUUGGAAAAGACUACUAUCCAUAAACCCAAUGUUAUGGCUUAUAGCGCGGUGAUUGAUGGCUUAUGUAAAGUCGGAAUGGUGGAUAAUGCACUCGAGCUGAAGUGUAGAAUGAUUGAUAAGGGCAUUUCACCUGACGUUGUCACAUAUAGUUCGAUGAUUCAGGGCUUGUGCGAUUUUGGUAGAUGGAAAGAGGUGAAACACUUGUUAGAUGAAAUGGUCAACCACAAGAUUUGUUUAACUGUUGUUACUUUCAAUAUAUUAGUGGACUCAUUUUGCAAGGAAGGAAAUGUUAAAGAGGCUGAAGAUGUUUUGGAAAUUAUGACGCAACAAAACAUUAGUCCUGAUAUUUUCACUUACACUGCACUGAUAGAUGGAUAUUGUUUGCAAGGGAAAAUGGAUAAAGCGAAAGAAGUUUUUUAUUCCAUAACGGGUAACGGCCUUAAGCCAUGCAUUGUCACCUAUAACUCUUUAAUCAACGGGUAUUGCAAGAAGGGUAUAGUGGAUGAAGCUUGGCGUCUUUUUCUCGAAGUUUCUUCGAAAGGCUUAGAACACACGACAGUUACUUAUAACACCAUGAUGCAUGGAUUAUUUAGUGAAGGCAGAAUUGCCGAUGGAUGGAAACUAUUCAACGAUAUGGAAACUUGGAAAGUGCAUCCUAAUUUACGUACUUACAAUACUUUGUUGGAUGGCUUGUGCAAGACUCAUCAGAUUGCUGAAGCAUUUUCGUUUCUAGGGGUGAUGGAAGACAAAGGAUUAAGUCCUAAUAUAGUCACAUACGGUAUCCUGAUUAGUGGUUUGUGCAAAGAUGGGAAACUUGAAGAUGCAAAAAAACUUUUAAACGAACUUCCUUCGAAAGGUUUGCAACCAAAUUGUCAAGCGUAUACCAUUGUUAUUGGUUCACUUUGUGAAGAAGGAUUUGUAGACGAGGCAAAAUAUUUGCUUGUGAAAAUGGAAAGAAGCGGUUGUGCACCGAAUAGCGUGACAUACAACAACAUAAUCCAAGGUUUGCUAAAGAGGAAAGAGGUUUACAAGGCCAUGCCAUUCUUAGAGGAAAUGUACAAAAGGGGAUUCUCGGCCGAUACAGUUACUUCGUCCAUGUUAAUUAAUCACCUGCAAGUAUAUAACAAAGAUGUUGUUCUUCUAGAAAUGAUUAAGAAAGUUGUACCGAGAUAUAAAUUAUUUAUUUGAGCUUCUGUAAUAAAAUAAAGUUUCGCUAUGUCUAUAAUGACUAGGUAUAGUUGCCUGUUGGUCUUUCUUUCAUGACUUGGUACGAUUUU